Molecule: messenger RNA, 2412 nt
Organism: Penicillium subrubescens
Lineage: Eukaryota; Fungi; Ascomycota; Eurotiomycetes; Eurotiales; Aspergillaceae
Product: Ty1/Copia family ribonuclease HI
Exons: 2
Coding region: 1-2412 (803 amino acids)
Source: RefSeq, a predicted model, not a curated record
AUGUCGAUCAAGGUGAAGGAGGUCCCCGUGGAAGCCCAUAAUAGCGUCGGGAAAGUGGAACGAUACCAUGCACCACUGCGCCGUGCCUACGAAAUUCUCAGGGAAGAGCUCAAGAACGAGAACAUUGACAGGGAGAUGAUCCUGCAGAUGGCUGUGAAAGCUGUUAACGACUCAGCCGGACCAGAUGGAAUUGUCCCAACGUUGCUUGUCUUCGGGGCAUACCCGAGAAUGACCGAAAUAGACCCACCAUCACCUUCGGUAGUCAAGAGAGCUAAGGCUAUCCGUGCUGCAACCAAAGAGGUCCGACGCCUGCAUGCAGAGCGCCAGGUGAAUGACGCGCUUGCUAUGCGCAACGGCCCGAAUAUUACCACCACGUUGGACCUACCUUUGCAGUCAGAUGUUCGAGUCUGGCGCGAGAAAGGCGGAUGGAAGGGCCCAUACAAGCUCUUAGCGAUGGAUGGAGAAAUUUGCACCGUGGAUAUGCCAUAUGGUCCUACGAAAUUCCGAUCAACUGUUGUCAAGCCCUACCACAGAGAAGAACUCCCAGAGGGAGAGGGAGGGCAACGUCGGAUUAGGGCAGAGGACGACCAAGUGGAUAGGACUGUCGAUUCGGAACCAGUCAACGAGCCCGAUAAACCAGUCGAAAUCCAACGACGAGGUCGAGGACGACCACCCGGAUCGAAAAAUAAACCGAAGCCGCAGACAACCGUGCGGCGGAGCACCCGAGGAAAUCCUACUCAUCAUCAAGACCUCGAGGAUCAAUUCAUCAAUACUAUCUGGGAAGGACAAGACGUUGCAAUGGCACUUAUGACGAACAAAGAACGAGCCGAUAUGGAACUGUCCAUUAAGUUGAGGAAUGACGGUGUCAUCACGACCCCUGGAUUGCCAUUUGAUCAAUCUCGGAACGAGGAGAUCGAAGGGCUAAUAGCCAGAGGCGUGUUCGACUUCUCAAGCAACGCUGGUAUACGCAUCUUCAAUUCCCGUUUGGUCAAUGAAAUCAAGGGCAAAGCCACGGGUACGCCUUUCGAGAAGUCACGACUCGUUAUCCAGGCCUACAAUGACGAAGGGAAAGGGAUGAUUCUUACCCAAUCCCCGACGAUCCAACGAGCCAGCCAAAGGGUCAUCGUCGCACUGGCCCCGUCACUGAGCGAAAAGAACAUCAGCCUAUCGAUCCGGGACAUUACACAGGCAUAUGUCCAGUCAACAACCUCAUUGAACCGACUGAUUCUGGCGCACUUACCCAAGGAGAUCAAGAGCAAGUUCUCAGCCGGCACGAUCAUGGUAGUGCGGAAGCCGUUAUACGGGAUCCCUGAAGCCGGAACCCAUUGGUGGGCGACGUACCACAAGCACCACCGGGAAAAGCUCGAGAUGGUCACAUCUACUUACGACCCAUGCCUGUUGAUUUCGACAGCAAAGGAAGCUUUCGGUGUUGUCGGAAUGCAAACCGAUGACACUCUGAUUUUGGGGUCCGACGAGUUCGCCAAGCUCGAGGCGAAGGAAUUGGCAGAAGCAAAGUUCAGCGCUAAACCUAAGGAUACACUAUCUCCAGAGAACCCGCUGAUAUUCAAUGGCUGUGUCCUGACACAGAAGGAAGGAGACGUUGCCGUUGAAUUACGCCAGAAGGAGCAGGGUAAGAAGCUCAAGCUCAUCGACCACAAAUCCAAGGACCUCAAGCAAGCAUACAUGGAACAACGUGCUCGCGGAGCUUACAUUGCGACGAUCUGCCAGCCGGAAGCUGCAUUCGACCUAUCCGUUGCCGCCCAACACCAGGAUCCUACGGAAGCCGACGUCAACGCGUUGAACAAACGCAUCAAGUGGCAAAUGAAGAACCUGGACAGGGGCAUCAGAUACAUCGCGAUAGAUCUCUCAACUGCAAAGCUCUUCGUAUUUGUCGAUGGCUCAUUCGCAAACAACAAAGAUUUCAGCUCCCAGAUUGGAUAUGAGAUUAUUCUCGCAAACGAGUCCACACAGGAUGAGGAAUUUGAGAUCACCGGAAACCUGAUCCAUUGGAGCUCAACCAAGAGCAAACGAGUCACCAGAAGCGUCCUAGCAUCGGAGAUCUAUGGGAUGGUAGGAGGUGUCGACAUGGCAAUUGCAAUCGGCACAACAGUCAAGAUGAUCAUGGACCAACUCGGCUUUGGGAAGAUCCCUACCAUCGUAUGCACGGACUCAUACUCUCUUUACGAAUGCCUCGUCAAGCUCGGAACCACCAAGGAGAAGCGCCUCAUGAUCGACAUCAUGGCACUUCGCCAGUCAUACGAGCGAAGAGAGAUAAUGGAGAUAAGGUGGAUCAACGGGAGCGACAACCCUGCAGAUGCAAUGACCAAAGCAGACCCCAACAAGGCCUUGGAGAAGUUCAUCAACACCAAUAACUUGCGAGUGCGAGUUGAGGGAUGGGUGGAGAGAAAAUAG